UAGAGUAGAUAAAAUAAAUCAAACAAAACAAGGACAGCAACAAAUAUAAACUACAGCGUUCUGGAUAUUUAUCGUUAUUACGUGACAACAAUUAAUUUAAAAAUGAACGAUGUAGUUUUAUCAUUAAUUACGCAGGCUCAAGUGUCAGAUUCGCUUUGAGAUCAUAACGUUUAGAUCACAGUGUGUACAGUGAGAGUUCCUCUCAGCUGCACUAUGACCCAACGCGUGAAGACGCGGUGAAGCAGACAGAUGUGGGCUGCUGUCGGACCUCCUAUUCGCUGUGACGCAGCAGAGUCCUGGCCGGAGCGCCGCUCGCAGCCUCCCGCUGCCAUUCAGGCUGCCGCGCUUCAUGCCUCCACUGCGCUCCUCAACCCGUGACUGUCGUCCGGUGACCGGAGUCCUCCAGGGCUCCUCAGGUGAACACGAGGACCAUCCAGUGGAAGCAAAGGGGGGGAUGACUGAGAGGAUUCGCGUGACCCAGAUAGUGCGGCGGUUCUGACGGUGCGGUCUGUCUGUCUGUCCAAACACAACAUGAUGUCUGCGAUAGAGCCCCGUGCCCCUGUGUACCAACCUGCACAGCUGCUCAACUGGGUCUACAUGUCCCUGCAAGACACCCAGAGCGGAGCUUUCGAUGCGUUCAAGACCGAGUCGGACACUCCUCCUCAGGACGUGAACGUCUCCAAGCGCAGCGCAGCUGACCUGAGCUCCAACUAUCUCAACAACUUCUUCCAUCUGAGAAACGAGGCCUUGAACAACAAUUUCUACAAGAGCUCCUCGCCCUACGGGUCUCUCAACAACAUCGUGGACGGCCUGAGCUCUCUGGCCGACCAUUUCUCAGACCUCUCCCUGUCCCCCGAGUCGCGCAAACCCAGCAAAAGGCCGCCACCCAACUACCUGUGCCACCUUUGCUUCAACAAAGGACACUACAUCAAAGACUGCCCUCAGGCUCGACCCAAAGGCGAAGGCCUGACCCCAUACCAGGGAAAGAAGAGGUGCUUUGGUGAAUACAAAUGCCCCAAAUGCAAGAGGAAGUGGAUGAGCGGGAACUCCUGGGCCAACAUGGGGCAAGAAUGUAUCAAGUGCCACAUCAACGUUUACCCUCACAAGCAGCGACCUCUGGAGAAACCGGACGGGUUAGACGUGUCGGACCAGAGCAAAGAGCAUCCGCAGCACCUGUGUGAAAAAUGCAAAGUCCUCGGCUACUACUGCCGCCGCGAGCAAUAACGCGCUCCACUUGCCUUGUAUACCGCGCCAAAGUUUCCGGAAAGGAGGGGACUCUCGCAUUUAAAUGACUAAAAAUACACGAUAGUAAACUUAAUUGUACUGUAAUGCAUCUAACGGUUUAUUCUCACGAUAUAUUCUCUCUGACACUGUGACUCUCAGUACAAGAGUACAUUUUAUCUGCAGUACCUCUCAGCGGAGACGAGUACUUUGCAUCUGCUGGGUUCUUGUAGCUCACUCAGUUAUCAUGUGAAUAUUAUUUUUGAAGUCUUACCAACUGUGAAUUCAGAAACUUCGGUUCUGCGUCCGUCCUCGCUCGAGGCGGUGAAGUUUCCAGAUGAAGAUUCUCAUUUACACGUUUGUAUAUUCCAGAAAUAAGUUAUAUAGAAAUGUUUUCUGUAUAAAAUAUGCGACAAGUCUUCACUAAGAAAGAUUUUAUGUUUAUCUGCGUUAUGCUCAGUACUAGAAGGUACAUCAUUUUGGGAUAUAUUUUGAAGCCAUUACUUGUUGAUUAUUACACUUUGUGAAGGAAUAUAUUAGCCGACUAACAUUUAUUCUUUAUAUGCUACAUAUGUGCCUGUAUUUCUGAAGAUGUCUUUUAGGUAGUGUGUCGUUCCAGUCGUACACAACUGUAAAUCAAUGCAAUAUGGUGGAAAUAAAAUAUGACAGCACAGUUAUAUUAUGGCACCUAUGGCUAAUAGAGACUCACCAAAGUGCCUUUUAAGGGUCAAAGGUUAUUAUGUCUCAAAUGUUACAUUAAAGCCGCGAGCAGUUUUGACACAA
Messenger RNA from Acanthopagrus latus (yellowfin seabream), 2004 nucleotides. RefSeq names its product zinc finger CCHC domain-containing protein 24-like. The record is from RefSeq and is a predicted model, not a curated record. Gene Ontology annotation, molecular function: zinc ion binding; nucleic acid binding. NCBI's taxonomy places the organism in Eukaryota, Metazoa, Chordata, Actinopteri, Spariformes, Sparidae. The coding region runs from base 532 to 1224 and encodes 230 amino acids. The transcript has 4 exons.